This is a messenger RNA of Andrographis paniculata, 4396 nucleotides long. Its product is annotated as putative late blight resistance protein homolog R1B-17. The coding region runs from base 65 to 3058 and encodes 997 amino acids. The record is from RefSeq and is a predicted model, not a curated record. Gene Ontology annotation, biological process: defense response to other organism. Lineage: Eukaryota; Viridiplantae; Streptophyta; Magnoliopsida; Lamiales; Acanthaceae. The transcript has 2 exons. Gene Ontology annotation, molecular function: ADP binding.
UUAUUCGUCAGUUAAUUUUCAUCUGUGCUUUCGAUCUGAUCUUCAUCACCUUUGAGAGAGAGACAUGGCUGUUGCUGCUUAUGCAUCCUUGCUUUCUAUUACUCAUCUCCUCAAUAACCUCCACUACCGUGCCAGCUUCAAUCUCCCUCGGGUCGACAAUAAUCAAGUCGAAGCUCUCCAGGAACAUGUCAGUUCCUUGCUAGAAUUUGUCGAGCUUCAUUCCGAAAGGAAGAGCUCUGAGCUUCAAGGUUUGUGGAAGGAACUCGCUGAGGUUUCCACAGAAGCAGAAGGUGCCAUAAACUUCCACAUAGCCAAUCUACUGUAUGCGAAAUCUCAAGGAGAAACGAGUGAUACUUCCAACUUCUCAGCUCUCUGUGAAGAAAUGGAGACACUGAUAAAAAAGUUCUGCUCCAUCAAAAAGGAGUUGUCACUGAUAGAAGAAGGAGAGGAUAAUCAAUCCCAAAAGCAACCCACUCCUUUUGUUCCUGCUGGUGGUUCAUCCGCAGCUUCUUCACAUGUCAGCAAUGUCGUGGUGGGAUUGGAUGAGCACGUGGAUACGAUCAGGAACAAGCUCAUCAGAGGUAGUUUUAAUCUCCAAAUUCUGCCCAUCGUUGGGAUGGGGGGAAUUGGUAAGACCACUCUCGCUAAAAGUGUCUUUGAUGAUAGGUUUGUUGUCGACCACUUUGAUUUACUCAUUUGGCUUUCGAUUUCUCAACAGUAUAGUGUUGAACAUAUACUUAAAGUUGGCCUUGGAGAAAUGGUAUUAGAAAAUCAAAUAUUGGAAAGUUUAGAUGCGUUGGGAACUAGAUUCUACCAAAAAUUAUUCGGUAGAAGGUAUCUGAUUGUCAUGGAUGACAUGUGGACAACUGGUGCUUGGGAUGAUCUACGGAGGUUUUUUCCCAACAAUGAGAAUGGAAGUCGAAUUUUAUUGACGACAAGGCUUUCUGACAUGGCUGCUUCUUUAGGAUCUUAUGAUCCUUACAUGCUAACUUUUUUAGACGAGGAUAAAAGUUGGAACUUAUUUUGCCAAAGUACUUUUUCAAAAACUUUUUGUCCAUACAGCCAUUUAGAGAGAUUUGCAAAAGAUAUUGCAAAAAGUUGCAGAGGGCUUCCUCUAGCAAUUAUUGUUGUUGGUCGUGUUCUUGCGAAUUCUGACAUGACUGCAAAACAUUGGGAGAAUAUUGGGAAAAGUAUUACUUCACUCGCUAAUUUAGGAGAUGACGAGCAUUGUAUGACAAUACUUUCUUUAAGUUAUAAGAGCUUGCCCAUUCAUCUCAAACAAUGCUUUCUAUAUAUGCGAGUUUUUCGAGAAGAUGAGUUAAUAUUAAUCUCGAGGCUAAUCAGCUCUUGGAUUGUUGAAGGAUUCAUUAAACCCUCAUGUAAUAGAAGUUUGGAAGAUAUUGCCAACGAGUAUGUACGUACUUUGAUCAAUCGAAACCUCAUAUUUGCUAAUGGUACACUACGUUGUGGUAUCCACGAUCUUUUACGGGACCUUUGUUCAAGAGAGUACGAGAAUGAAGGUAUUCUCCAAUUUCCAAGAGCACAAAAUGAUGAUUUAUUGUUGGGAAAAGCUCGUCGAUGUAGCCUUUGUUAUAAUAAAGUCAAGGACGACGAAGCAGGAACGCACGUUCUAAAGCCAUUUCAUGUCUUUGGAUCAUCGUCACAAGUUACUCCUUCCUCUUGUGGUUCCUGUAAAAUGGUUUAUUCCCGUGUUGAAAUACCUACUUUGGUGAAGAUUGCAUAUUACAAUGAUGAUUUAGAGAAGGAAAAAUUGCAGCCGAUAGAAUUGCGUCAUGUUAGCUUAGAUGAGCCUAAAUUAUUGUCUCCAUCAACAUUACAUAUACUUUGGAAUAUUCAAAGCUUAAGAAUAAGGAGAGGUUGUUCACUAAAGUUUUUACCACAAGAGAUUUGGGAAAUGCCACAGCUCAGAAACAUUGUAUCUUUAUACAGAAUAUUUUUACCUGAUCCUAUUGUGGGAAAAGAUGUCGUUGUUCUGAAAAACCUUCACUCCAUAGAUGGACUGUCUGAAUUCAAGUGUACCGAUCAAGUCAUUGCUCGAAUUCCAAAUCUGAAGCAUUUGAAUGUUCGAUAUAGAGACAAUGUCGGAGAGGUCCCCGAGGAAUGGGACUUUUUCCUAUAUAAUCUUUGCCAACUUCAGAAACUUGAAUCCUUGUGGUUAAAGGGCUGCGUGCAUAGCCUGAGCUUACCUAAUUCACUCAAAGAACUGCAUUUGAAGCAUUGCGGAUUCGCAUGGGAAGAUAUGUCGAUUGUAGGUUCAUUGCCUGCUCUCGAAAGACUUGAGAUAAUUGGUGUCAUGAAAGGGUCCGAAUGGGAGCCUGUCCAAGGGGAAUUUCUCUGCCUGAAAGACCUCACUGUAAAAUCGAACAAUUUAGUUUGUUGGGCAGCUGAUGCAGCUCACUUCCCGAUUCUUGAGCGGCUUACACUUUAUAAGUUACACUUAUUGGAAGAGAUCCCUUCAAGCAUCGGAGAUAUACCAACAUUAAAAUCAAUUAUUGUGAAGGGGUGCAGCGACUCUGUCGUCGAGUCGGUGAAGCAAAUAUGGGAGGAGCAGCACGAGAUGGGAAAUGAUAUUACAGUAGGCGUUGUUGACAAAAAUUGGCUGGUCAGAUAUCAAGUCGGUACUUUCACUGCAAGAAUGACUGGGGCUGCUUGUGAAUCACUCGCUUAUUUAAAAUGCCUACGGGAAAUACUUGAAGAGGUUACUGGACAAGGCGGCGAUUCUCUAGAUACAAAACAAGUCGAAUCCAUGCAGGAAGACAUCCAUUUCUUGAAGCACUUUGUGAAAUAUUUUCAUGUGAGUAAAAGCCAAGAAAUGGAAAGUCUAUUGGAAGAUAUAGAACAGGCUGUCCAAAUUGGAGCCGCUCUGACGGGCAGGCUACACUCGGACAUUCGCGAUGGCGUGAAAAUUCUGUUGGAUAAAAUCGACUUCAUAAAAGAUGCACUGUCUGUGGAGAAAGAGGAUGAGCAUGGUGAAGAUGUUCAAGAUAAUGAUGCAACAUCGUACGAUAUCAACUCAUUGGGGAUUAUAAUGUAUUAGUGAUAAAGAUACCAGAGAAUAUCGAAUUUGAUCCAUCACUGCAACAAGGAAAAAGAGUUUGUCAUUUUCGAACAUCUCUAGAACCGAUCUCCCAAAAAUGUAUGUGAUGAAGGCAACUCAUCCUUCUCUCUACUUGUCGAAGCCUUCACGAAAGCUGCAUAACAUUUUAAGGUGCAUAUCCGAGACAAUGUCCGAUGCUAAACAAGAGUAGGUUCGGACUUAGAUAGAAUUUCCCACGCUAAAGACAAAAAUUCUAGUAAUGUAACUUUUAUAAGGAAAGGUAUAUAAGAAUUUUCAAAAGCAGUAGUUUUCUAAAAAUAAAUGAACUGAGAUUUUAGCUAGUUAUAAAGGUUGUAUAAGAAAACAAUAUCAAUACAUAUAUUGGUUUUUUGCUAGUACUGGCAACGACUUAUUCUGCAUUUCCAACCCCAACUUAAAGAAAAGAAAAAAGUGAAUAUCUAUGUUUUCACUUGUAUCUAAUGAUUCCAAAUACAAUGUUAGGGUAUAUCAAAAUAAUAUGAGGCAAAUCUAUCCCGAGCUUUAAAUCCCCAAACUCGUUGUUUUAUAUCUUUAGAGCUCAAGCAAGCCUAAAUGAUCGAGUUUUCACCUUAGUGGUGGCUAGAUCUAGAAAAGUCAAUUUCCUAUCUUCUUUGACCUCUUGGACUUUGAUUAUGUCCUCCCCGCGGCGGAUAUGAUAUUUCUUUUGAAUAUAGGAUUAGAAUUUUGUUGGACGAUUUAUCAGAUUUUGGGCUUUGAAAAAUUUCACAAAUUUUGCGUCAAUAAAGCCCAUAAUAUUGUAGUUACUAAUAUAAGCAUUUCAAGUAUUAUUACAUAAAUUUUGACCCUAUUAUGAUAUUUGAACUUAAAUAGCAUAUCUUAAAAUGUCAUAAUUUUCUCCAAUAAAAAAUUAAUUGGAUCCAAGGAAAUUAAUGUAGAACAUUCCAUGCAAAAUAUAUAAUCUCAAGAUGAAUUUAAUGAAUAGGGAGUAUUAUAAUUUAGUCUUGUCUUGCUAAAUAGGUCUACAAUAGUGAAAAAAUAUAUACUUUGCAACUUACACUAAAUAAGCUUAGCAUAGUAACAAUAAAAUACUUUGAAAUGUAAUAAAAAGGGCUUAUUAGCUUUCAACCCUUGUUGCGUGACAUUUUAGGUUCACUCCAUGUACUAACAUCUAUGCAUUCAAGGCUAUGGUAGCAACCCAUAAUUUGGAAAAAUUGCAUUCCUGUGCAUGGUAGCAACAUCUAUGCAUUAUGUCGAUUGGGAUAGACAAAAAUAAAGUGAGAGAUUUUUUAAAUGGCCUUUCAAAAAGUUCCUGCUUAUUGAAUUAUCAUUACAAACAUU